ACUGACGUAACGCAGCUGAACACUGCUCCAAAGAAGGAAGCUGUGAAAUCUGUCAGGUAACUGCUGAGUUAACCCACAUGUGAAGAUGAGCGUCCCAGACUACCUGCAGUGUGCUGAGGACCACCAGACGGUGCUGGUGGUGGUCCAGCCGGUCGGCAUCGUGCCCGAGGACCAGUUCUUCAAGAUCUACAAGCGCAUUGCCAGCGUGAGCCAGGUGAGCAUCAGGGACUCUCAGCGCCUCCUCUACAUCCGCUACCGCCACCACUACCUGCCUGAAAACAACGAGUGGGGAGACUUCCAGACGCACCGCAAAGUGGUGGGUCUCAUUGCCAUCACCACCUGCGCCUCGGCCAAGGAGUGGCCCCAGACCGCCGAGCGCUUCCACGGCCAGAAGGAGGUGUACAGCUCCACGCUCUACGACUCGCGGUUGCUGGUGUUUGGGCUCCAGGGCGACAUCGCAGAGCAGCAGCGCACGGAUGUGGCCUUCUACCCCGGCUUUGAGGAGUGCUCUGACGUGGAGAAGAGAGUGGAGGACUUUGUGGAGUCGAUAUUUAUUGUUCUGGAGUCCAAGCGGCUUGACCGGGCUACAGAUAAGUCCGGUGACAAGAUACCUCUGCUCUGCGUGCCCUUUGAGAAGAAGGACUUUGUGGGUUUGGACACAGACAGCAGGCAUUAUAAGAAGCGUUGCCAGGGACGUAUGAGGAAGCAUGUUGGAGACUUGUGUCUCCAGGCAGGGAUGCUGCAGGACGCGCUGGUCCACUACCACAUGGCUGUAGAGCUGCUCAGGGGAGUUAAUGACUUCCUUUGGCUGGGUGCUGCGUUGGAGGGUCUAUGUUCAGCCUCGGUUAUAUUCCACUACCCUGGAGGCACGGCAGGGAAGACCGCAGGACGCAAACCAAGUAUCUCCCAGCCAGCAGAUGCAGGGAAACGCCACAGACCAGGAGCUCAAGAGGUUCUCAUUGACCCAGGUGCCCUCACAGCCAACGGCAUUAGUGCAGACACCAGUGCCGAGAUCGGACGAGCAAAGAACUGCCUGAGUCCCGAGGACAUUAUUGAGAAAUACAAAGAGGCCAUCUCCUACUAUGGAAAGUACAAGAACGCCGGCGUGAUCGAGCUGGAGGCCUGCGUGAAAGCGGUCCGGGUGCUGGCUAUUCAGAAGAGGGCCAGGGAGGCCUCCGAGUUCCUGCAGAACGCUGUUUACAUCAACCUGGGACAGCUAUCGGAGGAGGAGAAGAUCCAACGCUACAGCAUUCUGUCCGAGCUCUACGAACUGAUCGGCUUCCAUCGCAAGUCGGCUUUUUUCAAGCGUGUCGCGGCCAUGCAGUGUGUGGCUCCCACCAUCCCAGAGCCUGGCUGGAGGGCCUGCUACAAGCUGCUGCUGGAGACGUUACCUGGAUACAGCCUGUCACUCGACCCCAAGGACUUCAGCAAAGGUAGGAGGUUGGAUUAUAUGGAAACCCGGAGGUAAUAGGUUUAUUAUUUCUUUCCGCUC
Molecule: messenger RNA, 1492 nt
Organism: Stegastes partitus (bicolor damselfish)
Lineage: Eukaryota; Metazoa; Chordata; Actinopteri; Pomacentridae
Product: trafficking protein particle complex subunit 9-like
Exons: 8
Coding region: 86-1468 (460 amino acids)
Cellular component (GO): trans-Golgi network
Source: RefSeq, a predicted model, not a curated record